Messenger RNA from Helianthus annuus (common sunflower), 798 nucleotides. Its product is annotated as leucine-rich repeat extensin-like protein 1. The coding region runs from base 1 to 798 and encodes 265 amino acids. Lineage: Eukaryota; Viridiplantae; Streptophyta; Magnoliopsida; Asterales; Asteraceae. The record is from RefSeq and is a predicted model, not a curated record. The transcript has a single exon.
AUGGAGAUGGACGAUGACCCAGAUCCGGAGAUGCAGACCGGAACACCAGACCACCCAAUAAGUAUAUCCAGUGGAUCUCCAUUUCAGGGAUCCCCAUACCGUGGGCCCGAUUCUUUCCAGGAGAGGAUGGCCACCUUUGAUUGGUACUUUACUCCUUCGUACCAUAACUCUCCAGCCCAACCACCAUUGGUUGAACCCCAACUCCAAGCAGUUUCACCACCACCACUUCCUGUUGAGGAGCCGCCUCAACAGCCACCGCAGCCACCUCCCGAGCCUCCGAGGCGAAGGAGGAACGCACGUAUGUCCGUGCGAGGAGGACCUCGUUUUAGUUCUCCUCAGGGUUCAAGUUCUUACCCUCAUUUUCCAGAGGACCCCCAAGUGGGUGGGCCCUCGAACGCGGCGCCGGAGAUCGAUCCUCCGCCAGCUUCUUAUGCACCACCUCAGCCGCCUAUGGGUUUUGAUAACCCAAUCCCGACGUACCCAGGUUCUUCUGGGUACAAUCCUUUCGAAAACCCAUUGGGAUAUCCAUCGGACUAUGGAACUCAAGACCCGUACCUUACAGAUGCACAGUACCAUCACCUUUACCCUUCUUCUUACCCUCCAGUUCAUCCAACUAGAUACCCAGUGCAGGGUUAUCAGUACCCGCCAUACCAGCAACCUCCUUCCUUCCAGCAGCAGCAAACUCAAGAGAUCCUUGAGAGGUUAGACAAGGUUGAACACGAAGCUAGGAAAAACAAAAAGGAGCAUGGUAGUUUUAUGAAGGGUCUUGCAAACUUUCUUAAUGGAAAGAAGAAGUAG